AUGGCAGCCGCUGGAAUGCGCUUUUGCCGCGAGUGCAACAACAUGUUGUACCCAAGUCAAGACCGUGACGUGCGUCGUCUCGUCUUUCGCUGUCGCAAUUGCGGACAGACGGAGGACGUCGAGGAGAACUGUAUUUAUGUCAAUGAGCUGGUCCGGGACACACGUGUCCAGCUGGACGUGCUUCCUGGUGACGUGAUUGACGACCCGACGCUACAGCGCGACUUUGAUGUCACGUGCCCUGCGUGCAACCACAAUGGCGCCGUGUUCAUUCGUUCGCAGGAUGGCGUGAAGCAGUCGACGCUGGCGCUAAUCUGGGUGUGUCUAAAUCGAGACUGUCAGGUGGACGAGGACGGCAACCGCCUGCCGUCGUACCGCUGGAUGGGAAGCUGA
Messenger RNA from Peronospora matthiolae, 390 nucleotides. The record is from the annotation of a GenBank genome assembly. Lineage: Eukaryota; Oomycota; Peronosporomycetes; Peronosporales; Peronosporaceae.